AUAGCACAGUUUAUAGCGCUAUCUGGAAACGCUAACCGCAAACCACAGAGUAUGGAGUUGCCACUGUUGUCAGCAGUUUUAUCUAUGUUGUGAAAUUAUUCGUAGUUUUUCGUAAAUUUAUUUAAGCAUUCAAGAAUUUACUUUAAGAAUUUAUUUCAGGUGAAAGAUGCAUUUGCUAGGAAUUAUACAAUACAUAAUAUUGAUAUGAUAGCACAAUAAACAUAUUUUAAAAAUCGUUUCUUAUUUUUUUUUUACAAUUUUUAUUCACACGGAGCUGUCGUUAUUUAUCCGAGAAGACAAAUUCUGUAGCCCAGGUUAUUAAGUGCUAUUUAGACAUGAGCAUUAACAGUUGGUUACCACGUCUAUUAUGUUUUGGGCGGCUAUGCAUGAAAUCUACUACUGUAGUGCGAGGCUACGGCUCUGUUGCUGCAAAUCCAAUAAAUAAAGAUGAUGUGAAACCCAAGACUGGUAUAUUAAUGUUAAAUAUGGGUGGUCCUACUCAUAUCAAUCAGGUUCCUGAUUUUUUGUUUAGGAUAAUGACUGAUCGUGAUAUGAUGCAAUUGCCAAUUCAAAGUAUAUUAGGUCCUUGGAUAGCGAAACGUCGUACUCCAGACAUACAAAAAAAGUAUUCUGAGAUUGGUGGCGGAUCGCCAAUUUUACAAUGGACGAAUAAGCAGGGUGAGCUUUUAUGCAAAAAAUUGGAUAAAAUUUCGCCCGAAACUGCUCCACACAAAUAUUAUGUUGCCUUUCGUUAUGUAGAUCCUCUCACAGAAGAAACUCUUGAGAGGAUACGCAACGACGGAGUACAGCAUACUGUGCUUUUUUCUCAAUAUCCUCAAUAUAGUUGUUCGACUUCAGGUUCCAGUUUUAAUGCUAUAUACAAUUAUUACAAAACUAGAGAACCACCAAAUGGCAUGAAAUUAAGCGUGAUCGAUAGAUGGGCUACGCACCCGCUUCUUGUAAAAACAUUUGUCGAAAGGAUUAAAGAAGAACUUGCACAAUUUCCUAGCGAAAAAAGAAACGACGUGGUUAUUUUAUUUUCAGCUCAUUCCUUACCGUUGCAGGUUGUGAACAGAGGAGAUUCUUAUCCCGCGGAAGUUGGAGCCACAGUUGCAUUGGUAAUGCAGGAAUUAAAUAAUUGCAAUCCACAUAGCUUGGUAUGGCAAUCAAAGGUUGGACCAGCAGCAUGGCUAGGACCUUUUACUGAUGAAGCGUUAAAGGGUUAUGUGAAACAGGGCAAAAAAAAUUUUAUUCUGGUACCAAUUGCAUUUGUAAAUGAGCAUAUUGAAACCCUUCACGAAUUGGACAUAGAAUAUUGCCGAGAACUUGGGGAAGAACUUGGUAUCGAGAGAAUACGAAGAGCUGCCGCACCUAACGAUCAUCCUAUUUUCAUCGACGCUUUGACAGAUAUUGUUGCAUCUCAUCUUAGAUCGAAACAAUCUGUAAAUCCUAAAUUUUUGUUGCGGUGUCCUCAUUGCGUAAAUUUAAAUUGCGAUGCAAGCAAAAAAUGGUACGCUAAGGUGUGUAAAAGUUAAUGGUAUUUGCGACAAUAUAUGCGCGAAAUUAUAAUUGGAAAUAUUAUAUUUAAGUAUAAAUAAUUAUUAUUUAUAUCAAUUUAUUUAUAUAUAUCUAUUAUAUGUAAUGUUACCUAAUGGUUUAUCAAUAAUUGAGUGAAAAUGAACAGAUCUGGUGAAAUAUACAUGUAUAUUAUAUUUGUGGAAAUCGGGGUAAUAAUAUCGAAUAAAUUAUAA
Molecule: messenger RNA, 1751 nt
Organism: Monomorium pharaonis (pharaoh ant)
Lineage: Eukaryota; Metazoa; Arthropoda; Insecta; Hymenoptera; Formicidae
Gene: FeCH
Product: ferrochelatase, mitochondrial
Exons: 9
Coding region: 336-1535 (399 amino acids)
Biological process (GO): heme biosynthetic process
Molecular function (GO): protoporphyrin ferrochelatase activity
Source: RefSeq, a predicted model, not a curated record